CCCAGUGAAGUUCGUGGCAGCGCACAAAGACCCCAGCCGAAAUACAAAAAAAAAUUUACUCCAGGCGGAAGGAAAGCACAACAAGCUCCAGAAGAGGGCCACAAAUAUACAAUAAGGAAAACAAAUCGCCACCACAACAAAAGGACAUUUUCCAGCCGAGAAACUUGAUCCUGAUUCCUCGAUUCGCGUGGCCAACUCAGAAAUAAAAACGCUGGUUGUGCAGUGAAGCGCGGCUUUUAUUUUCGACACCACAUCAAUCCCACCAAAUAAAGAAAUCCCCUUAAGGGACACCCCCGCACUUCUUGUUUUUACGGGCUGCCAGAGUUGCCCCAUCGUCGCCAGGAGCCAGGAGAACUUCUCAAGACCAAGGCGUUAAAUCUGAAUUCCAUGGCAGCAGCCGCAUGGAGCUGGCUGUUGGCCCCAUUCCUGCUCCUCCACUUGACCAGUGCAGGAGCGGGCGGAGGAGGAGCAGGAGCCGGAGCAGGGUUGAGUGGUCCCUCAGUUUUCACUAGCUCAUUUUUGGUUCGUUUCCGUCGAGGAGUGGACAACGGGUUUGCCCAUGAAGUGGCCGACAAGUACGGCUUCGACAACCUAGGCCCGCUGGUCGGAGCCGAUGGACACGAGUAUCAUUUCAAGCACCGGACUCUUCCCCAUGCCCGUUCCAGGCGCAGUUUGACGCACACACGGGCCCUCAAGAGCCACCCAGCGGUGCAUACUGCUGUGCAACAGCCGGGAUUCAAGCGAGUUAAACGAGGUUUGCGGCCGGCAGUGCCCGCCAUUCAUGGCAUGAAGUUCGACCUGAAAUUGGGCGAGGCCAAUCGAAUUGAGGAGGAGCCCACCGACCCGUACUUCCCCAUGCAGUGGUAUCUCAAGAAUACCGGUCAGAAUGGCGGCAAAGUGCGGUUGGAUCUGAAUGUACAGGCCGCGUGGGCCCAGGGAAUCACCGGAAAGAAUGUAACAACGGCCAUCAUGGAUGAUGGCGUGGACUACAUGCAUCCGGAUCUGAAAUUCAAUUAUAAUGCCGAGGCCAGUUAUGACUUCAGCAGUAACGACCCUUUCCCAUAUCCACGAUACACCGACGACUGGUUCAACAGCCAUGGAACUCGUUGUGCCGGCGAAGUGGCUGCUGCCAGAGAUAAUGGAAUUUGCGGCGUUGGCGUUGCUUAUGACAGCAAAAUCGCAGGCAUUCGCAUGCUGGAUCAGCCCUACAUGACAGACCUAAUCGAGGCCAACUCCAUGGGCCACGAGCCGCACAAAAUCCACAUCUACAGCGCCUCCUGGGGUCCCACCGAUGAUGGCAAGACUGUAGAUGGUCCCCGGAAUGCCACAAUGCGUGCGAUAGUCCAGGGCGUCAAUGAGGGUCGAAAUGGUCUCGGCAACAUCUAUGUUUGGGCCUCCGGCGACGGUGGCGAAGAGGACGACUGCAACUGCGACGGCUACGCCGCCUCCAUGUGGACCAUUUCCAUUAACAGCGCCAUUAACGACGGCCAGAACGCCCACUACGACGAGAGCUGUAGCUCGACGCUGGCGUCCACGUUCAGUAACGGAGCCAAGGACCCCAAUACAGGCGUUGCCACCACGGACCUCUACGGCAAGUGCACGACCACCCACUCGGGCACCAGUGCGGCGGCGCCCGAAGCAGCGGGCGUCUUCGCCCUGGCCUUGGAAGCCAAUCCGCAGCUGACUUGGCGCGACAUACAGCAUCUGACGGUGUUGACAUCGAAACGCAAUUCGUUGUUCGAUGCCAAGAACCGCUUUCACUGGACAAUGAACGGCGUGGGUCUGGAGUUCAAUCACCUCUUCGGGUUUGGCGUUUUGGACGCCGGCGCCAUGGUCACACUAUCCAAGCAGUGGCAUGCAGUGCCACCACGAUACCACUGCGAGGCAGGAGAGCUUACCCAACCACAGGCCAUCGUCAUGGGUCGUUCGCUAUUCUGGGAGAUCAAAACCGAUGCCUGCAAGGGCACUGACACGGAGGUUAACUACUUGGAGCAUGUCCAGGCGGUGAUCUCGGCCAAUGCCUCUCGACGCGGAGAUCUUGAGCUUUUCCUUACGUCGCCAAUGGGCACCAAAUCCAUGAUCCUGUCGAGACGUGCAAAUGAUGAUGACCACCGUGAUGGCUUCACCAAGUGGCCCUUCAUGACAACUCACUCGUGGGGCGAGUACCCGCAGGGCACCUGGAAACUGGAGGCACGGUUCAACUCGCCGCAAACCCGGCAUGGCAAUCUGCUGGAAUGGUCGUUGGUUCUUCAUGGCACUAAGGAGGCGCCCUACCGCACCCUGCAUCCCUCAUCGCCGCACUCUAAGCUGGCCAUUGUAAAGAAGGCGCACGAGGACAAAAAGAUGAAGUAGGGCGGUUUGAGCAGAGGCGGGUCAGAGGUCAGGUCCAGAUAAACAUCCGCGUAGCGACGUCCAUUAGGCAGCUUGGCGUUUUAUCAACGAGUUUAGUGUGAGGUUCAAUAAAAGUGCUGGCUGUGUUUUAUUUUGGAAUAGGAUUGAUUGAGAUUAAACCAUUGGUUUCGAUUGUGUUUUUCCUUUAUGUAAUUUCAAGUAUUUGCUAUUUGUUUUGGAUUUGUCGAACUGAAAGUUCAUUUAAGCAAGUGAUGUUCUUUAACAUUUUAAUUUGUGUAAUAACUUUUCUGAUUUAGUGAGCUAAGCCACAAAAGCUAUUAAAAAUAAUUUAAUUCGCUGUUUGAACUAUUUCUGGAAAUUGCAAAGCGCACAUUAACGACAGUAGAAAAGGAAUCACAAAUCCUGCACCCAACACUAUGAUCCGUUGGGUGUUCUAGCAAACUCUGUAGUGAAUAUCAAAGACAACCACAUAACUAAGAACAAUGAAAACAGGUACAGCAGGUAUUUGGAGGUGUAGCAAGGUGCGAAGGUGGGAAAUAGAGAUAUAAACGAAAACUAGAACAAAGAAACCAGGAUAAACCCUAUGUAAAUGUGUAAUAUCUAUAUGUAUACAUACCCUAUCUUUAACUGCGUCCUAUGCCGUUAGACUCUUAAAUCUAUCUAGUAUAAAAUACAAACUAAACAAAGUAUUUACACGUAUUUUAAAGCUACGUCCUUUGUUUUCCAUACUAUAUAUACACGAAUAUACCUACAUGCAUAUACAUAUAUGUGUACUUAAAGGAAACUUAGAAAAAAAAACAUAAAAUGUUAAUCCCAUUCAAGCGGAACAAGUUUGUCGCUUCACUUUAGUUGCAAGCCAAAUUCUGCUUUUAUUUUUUCGAUACCACUCGUACGUGUGAAAUGCAUUUACAUACAUAGUUUUCCUUUCAGUUUCUUUCGGGGGCCAAAAAACCAAACCAAACAUAGUAACAUUAACAAGCGAUUGUAACGUUAAACGGAACGAGUGUUAUGUAAAAACAUAAACAAAUGUUAAAGUACAAGUGCAGAACCUUGAAUGGUGCGCAGAGAGUUUAGCACGUAACGUCAGAUGCAGAUACAGAUUGUUUUACCUAGUCUAAUAACUGAGAUAUAGCGCAUUGUUAAAGUUUAUCGAUAAUGUGCGAGAGGAAUGAAAAUAAUUAUAUAUAUAUACAGAACCAUAUAUGGAGUACAUACAUGUGUAAUUAUUAAUCAAAAAACCACAAGAAGAGCUGUUGACGAAAACUGUGGCAUAACCAUUAUAUAUACAUACACCGAAUAUUCAACUAUAUAUGCAUAAAUGUAUGAUACGUAUAUAUACAUAUAUAUAUACAUACCAUAAAAAUAAACGCAAGGAGUAUCUUAUGUGGCCGUUAAGUUGAUCUUUGAUGUUGUAGAUACAAAACAGUAGCACCCAAUAGAUGCACCAUACCACCCAAAACUAUUAAGAAAAUGUGUGAAUGCUAGAUGCUCAACGCAUCGAAAACCGAUUUAUGAUUGCAUAUUUAUUAACUUUCCAUAGCGCUCAAUAUGCUUUUGUCCUUUGGUGCGAUUUUGUCAUUUCCAUGUAAUUGAACAGAAAGAGAAUUUAAUUUUGUAAAUAAAAGUUAAGAAAAAACG
Messenger RNA from Drosophila eugracilis, 3990 nucleotides. It is a transcript of the gene amon, whose product is annotated as neuroendocrine convertase 2. Lineage: Eukaryota; Metazoa; Arthropoda; Insecta; Diptera; Drosophilidae. Gene Ontology annotation, cellular component: Golgi membrane; trans-Golgi network. The record is from RefSeq and is a predicted model, not a curated record. Gene Ontology annotation, biological process: protein processing. Gene Ontology annotation, molecular function: serine-type endopeptidase activity.